Molecule: messenger RNA, 687 nt
Organism: Alternaria incomplexa
Lineage: Eukaryota; Fungi; Ascomycota; Dothideomycetes; Pleosporales; Pleosporaceae
Exons: 1
Coding region: 1-687 (228 amino acids)
Molecular function (GO): oxidoreductase activity
Source: RefSeq, a predicted model, not a curated record
AUGACUGUUAAAGAUGCGCAUUCAGUACACGUUUCUCUUACUGAACUCGAAUUCCCAAUCAUUUUCCACACAUCCACAUUCUUCGCCCUCUUCAAAACCUAUGGCAUCCCCAGUAUUUCGAAGCUGCUUGUCGCAACAGGACAACUAUCUUGCCCGGAAACAGCAUCGAAACGAGCUGCUGAUACUGCUACUAUCAUGACCGAGGCAAUUAUCAACAAACCUGAUUCCGAACGCGCCAUCAGUGGUAUAGCGCGUAUGAACUACCUUCAUAGUCGGUAUAUCAAAGCCGGGAAGAUAUCAAACGACGAUAUGUUGUAUACGCUCAGCCUCUUCGUUCUUGAGCCUAUCAGGUGGACUGCCAGAUACGAGUGGCGAACUGUGACGGACUUCGAGAGAUGUGCCAUGGGUGUAUACUGGAAGGAUAUGGGUGAGGCGAUGAAGAUAUCGUACGACACUCUACCUUCUGCGGGCCAAGGAUGGCGUGACGGGUUUCACUGGCUGGAAGAGGUAGAAGCGUGGAGUCUGGCAUAUGAGGCUCAGAACAUGGUACCUGCUGAGACAAACGCGACGCUUGGUCGUGGUACUUUCGAUGUCGCCUUGUUCAACGUACCUUCCGCUCUGAAACCUCUCAGCUUUACCGUGGCAUACAUCUUACUCGAGCCGCGCUUGCGGAAAGCGAUGAAGUGA